This is a messenger RNA of Haemonchus placei, 399 nucleotides long. NCBI's taxonomy places the organism in Eukaryota, Metazoa, Nematoda, Chromadorea, Rhabditida, Trichostrongylidae. The record is from the annotation of a GenBank genome assembly.
AUGAAAGUUGUUUUAGCGGUUGCUGCUCUUGCCUUCGCUGGAGUUUUAGGCCUGACGCUACUCGUUCUUGGAUGUGCGCUACCGAUGUUCGGGAAUUGGUCACCUAUGUUUGUUAUUGCUUUCUAUAUAUUUGCACCAGUACCGCUUUUAAUUGCUCGACGUUUUCAGGAAGACAUGACUGGUACGAAUGCAUGCGUUGAAUUAGCAUUAUUUAUCACAACUGCUAUUGUGGUUUCCGCUUUCGCUCUUCCUACUGUUCUCGCUCAUGCUGGCACGAUUAAAGUGACUGCAAUGCUGUUGGCCAACACAGGAUCUGUUGUGAUGUUUCUUACUAUUCUCGCUUACUUCUAUCUUCAUCGCGACGAAGAUUCUGGCAGUUGGAGCCAAUCCCUGUUCUGA